Molecule: messenger RNA, 1964 nt
Organism: Triplophysa rosa
Lineage: Eukaryota; Metazoa; Chordata; Actinopteri; Cypriniformes; Nemacheilidae
Gene: wtap
Product: WT1 associated protein
Exons: 8
Coding region: 194-1450 (418 amino acids)
Biological process (GO): regulation of alternative mRNA splicing, via spliceosome
Cellular component (GO): nucleus
Source: RefSeq, a predicted model, not a curated record
CUCCCCCUUAACUGAUGCGGUGCGGCGGAACAUCGCACACGCUGGGUAUGGUGGACGGACUCCCCCACGUCUAAAUAAAAAACGCAGCUUUUCUCCAACUGCCGAGAAAUAUAUAAGUCAACUUAACCGCGCAAGAAUAAACUGAGAGAACCCCUCGUCAUUCUGUUCAAAGUGAAACGGGACUGAGAUCAGAAUGACCAAUGAAGAACCUCUCCCGAAGAAGGUUCGCCUCAAUGAAUCCGACAUGAAGACCUUGACUCGAGAGGAACUGUGUUCUCGGUGGAAGCAGCAUGAGGCUUACGUCCAGAUGAUCGAGUCGAAAUAUGCUGAUUUAAACUCCAAUGAUGUGACGGGCUUAAAGGAGUCUGAGGAGAAGCUGAAGCAGCAACAGCAGGAGUCUGCUCGCAGAGAGAACAUUCUGGUUAUGAGGCUUGCUACAAAGGAGCAGGAAAUGCAAGAGUGCACAACCCAAAUCCAGUACCUGAAGCAAGUCCAGCAACCGAAUGCGGCUCAACUGAGAUCGUCCAUGGUAGACCCCGCUAUCAACUUAUUUUUCCACAAAAUGAAGGCUGAACUGGAACAGACUAAAGACAAACUGGAGCAAGCCCAAAAUGAACUGAGUGCCUGGAAAUUUACACCUGAUAGCCAGACUGGUAAGAAGCUGAUGGCGAAAUGUCGCAUGCUGAUCCAGGAGAAUCAGGAGUUGGGCAGACAACUGUCUCAGGGGCGCAUCGCCCAGCUGGAGGCUGAGCUCGCCUUGCAGAAGAAAUACAGUCAAGAACUCAAGAGCAGCCAAGAUGAACUGAAUGACUUUAUUAUUCAGCUGGAUGAGGAGGUGGAAGGCAUGCAGAGCACCAUCCUGGUUCUUCAGCAGCAGCUGAAGGAGACCAAACACCAGAUGUCUCAGAUGUCCCAGGUCCAAGGAACUUCUAGUGGAGCUGGUCUAAGCAGAACUUCACCUUCAGCUGCCUCUGAUCCUUCUAUUCUAAGCGAAGCAGCAAACACCUCAGCUGUGGGGAAAGACUGCGGAAGAGUGUCCAACGGACCCUCCAAUGGGAACUCGUCUCAGAGGGGUGCGUCCGGGUCCAGUCUGUACAGGGAAGCAAGCAGUGCAGAUGAAGAUUACCCACCAUCACCCUCUGUGUCCAGCCCCACCCAUGGUGGUAUGUCAAAACUCUCCAACCACUCAGAAGAUGCGGUAAGCCAGAGGGGUGGAGACGGGUAUGUGACUCAGCUAAGCGCCGGCUAUGAGAGCGUGGACUCACCUACAGGCAGUGAGACGUCAGUGACCCAGCACUCUAAUGAUACAGACUCCAAUGCCGACUCCCAUGAGGCCACCACUGUCUCCAAAGGCAGCAGGACUGCGGGUAUGCGGCACAGCACUCAGAAUGGCCUGGACUCAAGUGCAGCCACCAAAACCUCCAGUGCAUCCACAGGGUCUGUUUUGUAACAUUCUUAUAAGUUCAGCGUGUCAUUUUUUAAGUUACUUGUGACAAACAAGAAAGUCUCACACUUCAGGCCAGUUAGUUCUUGUUUGAGAAAUGUGUUUUUUUUCUACCUGACCACCCAUCAUAACCCAUUUCAGUGCAUCUGCAACAUGCUCAACACUGAUUACGUUUGUAAAAUGAGCAACAUUUAGUUUGUAUAUCUGAUUUUUUAAGAAUGAUUUUUAAACCAUUUUCCUCUGUUGAAAUAAUAUAAACCUGGUUCUGAACUGUUCAUUUGCUCAUUCGCUGGAACCAGAAAUCCUUUAGCAAUGUGUGAUGUACCAUAAUGCUCCAUUAAGUCUUGAAGCUGCGAGUUCAGAGAGUCCUUAGUUUCCUGAUGUUGACCUUUUUUGUUCCUCUACAUGACGAGAAAACAUUUGUUUGAAUUUUGUGUAGUUUUUGAGAUGUAUCUUGUUAAAUUCAGUUAAAUUCAAUCCUUUUCAUGUACUGACCAAAUAUCAAUAAAGAGUUUUAAUA